AUGGCGAGAACACGUGUGGCAGCAGCCAGAGGUAGAGGAGCAUGUACAGGGGCUGCGCCGGUUCAGGACGGAGUUCCAGCAGCUGAUCCCGUGCCUCCAAUGGAUCCUAAUGAAGCCGCAAAAAAUGCAGCCGUACCUACUCAGCCAGCGGCAAUGCCAGCUCCGCCAGGGGCCAUAGCUACUCCAGUGUUUCUGGAUAAGUAUAUUCUGUGUACUCCGAGGGAUAGAAGGAAGGAUGAGUUAGCUAAUAUUGAUCAGAGAAACUCGUCUGUUGCUAUUUACGAGUCCCGUUUCCAUUCCUUGUCCCGAUAUGCUUUUCAGUUGUUGCCUACUGAGGAGAAGAGGAUCAGGCGUUUCAUGAAGGUAUUCAAUAUUGGACUUCAGCUAUCAGCUCUUCAGCUUGUAGCCACUGGGGCUUCAUUCCAGGAGGUAGUGGAGCAUGUUUGUAUUGUUGAGGGGAUUAAACAGGAGGGUUAUGCAAAGCAGGGCAUAUUAAGAGGUUUUACGCCAGACUCAGACAAUGUAGACAGGGGACUCAGUAUCAGGCUCCCCGAGUUCCAUUUGCACCAGAUAGAGGAGGUAAAGACCGUGCACCAGCAGGGCGGGGCGGUCACACCACGGGUAGAGGUGGUGCUCAGCCCUCGAGAAGGUCCUCAGGCAGGCAGAGAUGGACAGCAGCCCAGCAGGGGCGGGGCUCAGACUAGACAGGGUAAUCACGAUGGUUCACAGGCUACAGAAGGGCGAGUCCAUUUGUACGCUUUCUUAGGUAGACCCGAGGCUGAGGCCUCCAAUGCUAUCAUCACAAGUAGUAUCUCAAUUUAUGACCAGAUGGCUUCUGUUUUAUUUGAUCCGGGUUCUACUUUUUCAUAUGUGUAUUCAUAUUUUGCUGUGGUAUUGGAUACGAUGUGUGAUACCCUUGAUGCUCCUAUCUAUGUUCCAGUGGUACGCGAGUUUGCGGAUGUGUUCCUUGCGGACUUGCCAGGUAUGCCACUUGACUGUGACAUUGACUUCCGAGUUGAUUUAGACCCAGGGACUCGUCCUAUCACUAUUCCACGUUAUAGGACAGCGCCAACAGAACUCAGGAAAUUGAAAGAACAGUUGCAAGAUCUUUUGAGGUAUCACCAGUUAAAUAUUCAGGCAAAGGAUGUCCCCAAGACAGCUUUCAAGAUCAGGUAUAAGCACUAUGAGUUCUUGGUUAUGUCUUUUGGGCUUACACAUGCCCCAGCUGUGUUCAUGGACCUGAUGAAAAGUGUUUUUAAGCCCUUUUUAGACUCAUUCGAAAAGAAGGUGAUUGCUUACGCUUCUCAACAGUUGGAAGUGUAUGAGAAGAACUAUCCCACUCAUGACUUUGAAUUGGCAGCAGUGGUGAAGUCGGCUAGUAUAGAAAGUCUGUCUCGUUUGAUCUCUUCGGAGCGUCCAUUAGCUAGAGAGGUUCAGACAUUGGCUAACAGUUUUAUGAGGCUGGAUAUUUCUAACACGAAUAGGGUGUUGCCUUAUGUUGAGGCUCGGUCAUCGUUUCUGGAGCAGAUCAAGGCUAAGCAGUUUGAGGAUGCUAAGUUGUGUAAAAUUCGUGAUAAUAUGUUGCUUGGAGAGGCCAAGGAGGCCGUGAUUACGAAGAGGGGCUUUUAG
Messenger RNA from Lycium ferocissimum, 1629 nucleotides. RefSeq lists its product as uncharacterized. The coding region runs from base 1 to 1629 and encodes 542 amino acids. The transcript has 7 exons. The record is from RefSeq and is a predicted model, not a curated record. NCBI's taxonomy places the organism in Eukaryota, Viridiplantae, Streptophyta, Magnoliopsida, Solanales, Solanaceae.